This is a messenger RNA of Dioscorea cayenensis subsp. rotundata (Guinea yam), 1663 nucleotides long. RefSeq names its product probable ADP-ribosylation factor GTPase-activating protein AGD6. Bases 154 to 1500 code for a protein of 448 amino acids. Gene Ontology annotation, molecular function: GTPase activator activity. The record is from RefSeq and is a predicted model, not a curated record. Gene Ontology annotation, biological process: vesicle-mediated transport. The transcript has 4 exons. NCBI's taxonomy places the organism in Eukaryota, Viridiplantae, Streptophyta, Magnoliopsida, Dioscoreales, Dioscoreaceae.
GGUCAAAGUUUUGUACAUCCGCGGAAAGCGUUUUCUCCUUCGUCUUCGCUGCUGUCGUCGCCGACCCCGCCGAGCCGAGAUUGAGAGGAAUCUCUAAAGGCAGGGGAACCUCCCCUCUUUCGGAGAUCUCUCCAGAGAUCCAGAUCCGGAGGCAUGGCGAUGGCGGCACGGAGGCUGAAGGAUCUUCAGGCGCAGCCAGGGAACAAGACGUGCGUGGAUUGUGCCCAGAGGAACCCUCAGUGGGCGUCGGUGUCCUAUGGCGUUUUCAUGUGCCUUGAGUGCUCUGGCAAGCACCGCGGCCUUGGGGUGCAUAUCAGCUUCGUCCGUUCUGUUAGUAUGGAUUCCUGGUCGGAGAUCCAGCUUAAGAAGAUGGAGGCUGGAGGCAAUGAUCGCUUCAACGCUUUCCUCGCUGGGUAUGGCGUCUCCAAAGAGACGGACAUCGUUUCCAAGUAUAAUACCAGCGCCGCUGGAGUUUAUCGAGAUCGGAUACAGGCCCUUGCUGAGGGUCGGACGUGGCGGGAUCCUCCCGUCGUUAAGGAAACCCUCAAGGCUGCUGGUAAGCCUCCGAUCAGUAAUCAUGGUUCUUCCAAGAACGGAGGGUGGGAUAGCUGGGAUGGCGAUGAAUUCCAACCUUCGGAUAUGAAGAGGAAUCAGACUGUGGGCGACUUCAGAGCUGGGAACGGCGGGAGGGGAACAGGAGAACAUCCGACGAGAUCCAGGUCGACGCAGGACCUCUACACGAGAUCGCAGCUAGAGACAUCCGCAGCGAACAAGGAGAGCUUCUUCGAGAGAAAGAUGGCAGAGAAUAACUCGCGGCCAGAGGGACUCCCACCGUCUCAGGGUGGGAAGUAUGUGGGCUUUGGAUCAACACCGCCGCCAUCGGCUCAGAGGAAUACUUCUCAAGGCGAUAUGUUCUCUGUUGUUUCUCAGGGUUUUGGCAGAUUAUCCCUGGUUGCAGCAUCUGCUGCUCAGUCAGCUGCUACUGCCGUCCAAGCGGGUACAAAGGAACUGACAGCCAAGGUUAAAGAAGGCGGCUAUGAUCAUAAGGUGAAUGAAACAGUGACUGUUGUGACUUCAAAAACCAACGAAAUUGGUCAGAAGACUUGGGGAAUCAUGAAAGGUGUUAUGGCAAUGGCAUCUCAGAAGAUUGAAGAAUACACAAAGGAAGGUAUUAACUGGAAAGAAGAUGAUUGGCAACAAAGCGGAGCAGAGAGACAUGGUCACUAUCAGGAGUAUAGCAGGCAAAGCGGUAAUGAGUCGAACCCUUCCGUAGAUAAUUCAAACAGGAAACACAGUGCUGGUGGUUCCUGGGAUGAUUGGGAUGAAAAGGAAAAGGCCAAGCCUUCUAAUAAAAGCACACCAAGCAGUGAUAGCUGGGCAGGAUGGGACGAUGUGAAGGAUGAAGAUGGCUAUGAGAGCUACAACCACAUUUCAUCAAAUGAGGGUGUGAAUCAGAAUGGGAAAUCAAGUUCAGCGUGGACAGAAGGUGGCUUCCGUUAGCUUUUCAUAAUUUGUUUUAUUUGUUAUUGUUAAAGAGAAUCGGAUAUUUUUAUAUUUGUUAGGCAAGUUGGAACUUGUUAUUUGUUACUAUUUCUUGUUGGAAUGCUGCCAAAAUUAUAUGCUCUCAUUUGCUGGCCUUGUUAUAAUGCAAUUUGAAAGUUCA